Molecule: messenger RNA, 1473 nt
Organism: Hordeum vulgare subsp. vulgare (domesticated barley)
Lineage: Eukaryota; Viridiplantae; Streptophyta; Magnoliopsida; Poales; Poaceae
Product: peroxidase 35-like
Exons: 4
Coding region: 268-1245 (325 amino acids)
Biological process (GO): response to oxidative stress; hydrogen peroxide catabolic process
Molecular function (GO): peroxidase activity; heme binding
Source: RefSeq, a predicted model, not a curated record
UCCCCCACACUCCGAGAAAGCUUGGCUUCUACUACUACUACUCCAACACAAUAACUACGCCACCCACAAACACACCCGCAGCCGCGGCGACAGACACCCAACGGCUCCGUCAUCAUCGCCACCACCACCACCACCACCGCUUCUUCUAGAUAGCUCGCGGUGCCGUCAUUAGCCGCUGGAGCAGAGCAGAGCCUCGACGAGUCCCACAUCGGUCAGGCAUCCAGGCAGGGAGGCGUCCAAGCUAGAUAGAGGAGAGCACGGUGCGGCAUGGGCGCCGGGAUUAGGAUCUUGGCGGUGGCGCUCCUGGCGCUCGCGGCGGCCGGCGGCGCGACGGCGCAGCUCCGGCAGGACUACUACUCCGCCAGCUGCCCCAACGUGGAGGCCAUCGUGCAAGCCGCGGUCGCCCUCAAGGUCCAGCAGACGCCCGUCGCCGUCGGCGCCACCGUCCGCCUCUUCUUCCACGACUGCUUCGUCCAGGGAUGCGACGCGUCGGCCAUCAUCGUGUCGACGGCGAACAACACGGCGGAGAAGGACCACGUGAGCAACCUGUCCCUUGCCGGCGACGGCUUCGACACCGUCAUCAAGGCCAAGGCGGCCGUGGACACGCAGUGCCCCAGCCCCAACCUGGUGUCGUGCGCGGACAUCCUCACCAUGGCCACCCGCGACGUCAUCGGCCUGGCCGGCGGCCCGGCGUACGCGGUGGAGCUGGGGAGGCUGGACGGGCUGGUGUCGACGGCGAGCAACGUAGACGGGAACCUGCCGCCGCCGUCGUUCAACCUGGACCAGCUGACGGCCAUCUUCGCCGCGAACAACCUGUCCCAGGCCGACAUGAUUGCGCUCUCCGGGGCGCACACGGUGGGGUUCGCGCACUGCGGGACGUUCACGGGCAGGAUCCAGACGGCGGCGGUGGACCCGACGAUGGACCCGGGGUACGCGUCGCAGCUGCUGGCGGCGUGCCCGGCGGGGGUGGACCCGAACGUGGCGCUGGAGAUCGACCCGGUGACGCCGCACGCCUUCGACAACCAGUACUUCAUCAACCUGCAGAAGGGGAUGGGGCUGCUCACCUCCGACCAGGUCCUCUACGCCGACCUCCGCUCCCGCCCCACCGUCGACGCAUGGGCUGCCAACAGCUCCGACUUCCAGGCCGCCUUCGUCGCCGCCAUGACCAACCUCGGCCGCGUCGGGGUCAAGACCGACCCGGCGCUCGGCAACAUCCGCCGCGACUGCGCCGUGCUCAACAGCUGAAGCUGGUUGAUUUUCUUCAUUGGCUGGGCCGGCAGGAGAACAAGAUGCUGUGCAAGCUCCAUCGAUGUCAUCAAUUUGUUCAUAGUUAGCUUGGCCACUCAGUGGAGUGGUGCUGAAAUUAUAAUACUACAAAGUAGCUUUCAGGACACAGGUCUAGUUCUAAUCCAUCAGAAGGUUAAUGGUUGAGGACGCUGUUAAGUUGAGUUGAGCAACAUUUGUUUUGAUCUA